AUGAUCUGGUGCAUGCAUGUGUUUUUGUCGACAGGAGGAGCCUUCUCUUUUGUGGACUGUAGUUCUGCAGAAUGUUGACAGUUCCUCGCAGUGAAAAUGAGAAUAUCGAGAAUAUUCUCUGUGACUAUAUUCGUGAUUCCUUUUCAUAUAUAUGAAAAGGAAUCACGGAUUUCUGUCCCUUUCGUAGUCGUCGUCAUGAACACACUUCAGGUGAAGGCGUAGUUACAGUAGCUAACUUGAACCGAUAUCUAUUCGGUCACUGAACUGUAUGUGCACGGAAAUGGAAAUGCGGAAGUAAGAAAACAGGGUCUUCCGCACACGGGGCUCCUCCAGUGCCCCCACUUCGCAAAACAGAGCCGCCUGUGGCUUGCUAUUUAAAAGCUAACUGGACUCUGGUUUAUCUACAUUGCUUAAGUUUAACCUUACGUAACGAAAAUCGAUGUCGAGAUGUAUUUCGGAAGUGCUUGGCGAUUCAGCUCGAGAGCCGCUGCUUCCAACUCGUUUGGAAGAUUCAAGCCAGGACUCGGAUGCAGAAGGUGAAGUUGUUUUUGAACGAAUUUACACAAGUGAUGGUGAGAAGAGGGAACUAAAGAAAUUGUCUUAUGAAGAGGCAGUUGAAGCAGCAGGUUUUGGCUGUUUCCAUGGCCUUCUGUUGGUGGUCUGCGGAUGGGCUAACGCCAGCGAUGCGGUGGAGAUCUUGUGCGUGUCAUUCCUGUUGCCCACAGCGCGGUGUGAUCUGCAGCUUGGCUCUGCAGACAUGGGGCUGCUUACUGCCAGCAUCUUCCUAGGAAUGAUGGUUGGUGGAUACAUGUGGGGCUACCUUGCUGAUCAGAGUGGGCGCAAAAAAGUCCUUGUGAUCUCCCUGGCUGUGAAUGGCGUGUUUGGGGCACUGGCAAGCCUGGCACCCUGGUUCUGGCUGUUCCUGGCACUGAGGUUCAUCAGUGGGGUGGGGGUGGGUGGCUCCAUCCCAGUCAUCUUCUCCUACUUUUCUGAGUUCCAGCCGUGCAGCAGGAGAGGGACCAUGAUCAGUGCUCUUGCCACUUUUUGGAUGGCAGGAAACAUACUGGCAGCAAGUCUAGCCUGGCUGGUCAUUCCCAGCACCUCUUCCAGGUUCAUGCUGGGCUCGCUGGACUUCCAGAGCUGGAGGGUGUUUGUGGUGCUCUGCUCCAUCCCCAGCCUCUCCUCUGCCUUCAUCUUCAGUCUGGCUAUGCCUGAGAGCCCCAGAUUUCUCAUGGAGGCUGGACAGGAAGCAGAGGCCCUGGAAGUGUUCCAGAUGAUGUUUAAUCUCAAUCACAAAGGCAGUUACAAGUCAUUUCAAAUAACCGGGCUGGCCAUCACGCUUGGUUCUGAAAGAGAGAGGGCAGAACUAGCCAGAGGUUCAGGAUCACAUCGCCUCACUCACCUUUUCAAAAAGGGUCUGGCGCCAAUCUGGCAGCUUUUCACCAAGCCACUCACAACAAGAAGCAAUGUGCUGAUCAUCAUUUUCUUCUGCAUAUCGUUUGGCUAUUAUGGCCUCUGGAUGUGGUUGCCAGAGCUCUUCAAGAGGACAGCGGAUGGGGGCUCCCCGUGUGCAAACACGUCCCGCCCCUCUGGCCCUCGGUCCAGCGAGAACGAGAGCUGCUAUCCUGUCAAAACCACAGUUUACAUGGAGGGCUUCAUCACAGCAGCUUCCAACCUACCUGGAAACAUCUUCACUAUCCUGCUUAUGGACUUUGUUGGAGGGAAGAUACUACUUUCAUGCAGUUUGCUGCUGUCAGGCAUCAGUGUGUUUUUCAUCUGGCUGGUGAAGACUAAAACACAGAGCCUGGUCAUGUCCUGUGUGUUCAGUGCAGUCUCGGUCAUCUCCUGGAACGCCCUAGAUGUGGUCAGCACUGAGCUGUAUCCCACCCACUUACGGUCCUCUGCGCUUGGCUUCUUCACUGGAGUGAGCAGGAUAGCGGCCAUCUUGGUGUCUUGAUUCCAAAAAUGCACUUUAGGAGCAUCUGACCAAGCUGUAAUGCACGUGCUGAUUUAUGAUGGCAGCAAAUAAAACCAUACAAGUCCACACAAGUAAUGCUUCAACACCUUUAUUGUGCCCAAUCAGAACAUACUCCACAUCUGUAGGUAACCGCAGCAAGGUUUGCAGACCAAUGAGGUAGAGACUUUCCAAACUCUAAAAAGCAGCUGGGCUAGGCAACAUGGCAACAAGCUCAGCAUGGGAAACUGAUAAUGGGAAAAGAAAUACUAAAUUACUGGUCCUUUGGCACACAGCUUCAUAAUUAUGCAAAAAAGAGGGGAUGAGGAAGGAAUAAAAGGCUGUGGGAAAGGAGAGAAUGAGAAGGGGAAAGGGAAAGGAGGAAGCUGCAUUAGGUCUACACUGGCUCAUACAUUCUAGGGAGGUUAGAGUUCUCUACAUUCAACAGGAAACAAGCAACUUUUCAAAAAAGGGUCACACCCAUGAUGACAAUACCUGCCCUUCUGCUGAUGUACCAAAAAGAAAAGUGUUUAAAAACCACUGUCACCCCUUUCUGAAGUGCAAAUUAAAAAGUGCAAUUAAUAAAAACUAUGUACACAAUCUCA
Messenger RNA from Anguilla anguilla (European eel), 2559 nucleotides. It is a transcript of the gene sv2, whose product is annotated as synaptic vesicle glycoprotein 2. Gene Ontology annotation, biological process: transmembrane transport. Bases 440 to 1957 code for a protein of 505 amino acids. Gene Ontology annotation, cellular component: membrane. The record is from RefSeq and is a predicted model, not a curated record. Lineage: Eukaryota; Metazoa; Chordata; Actinopteri; Anguilliformes; Anguillidae. The transcript has 15 exons. Gene Ontology annotation, molecular function: transmembrane transporter activity.